Molecule: messenger RNA, 3063 nt
Organism: Mytilus californianus (California mussel)
Lineage: Eukaryota; Metazoa; Mollusca; Bivalvia; Mytilida; Mytilidae
Product: dolichyl-phosphate beta-glucosyltransferase-like
Exons: 9
Coding region: 13-984 (323 amino acids)
Cellular component (GO): endoplasmic reticulum membrane
Source: RefSeq, a predicted model, not a curated record
CUUCCGGUGAAAAUGGAUCUGAUGUUGAUAUUUUCCUUAACAUGUGUCGCUAUUUUCAUCAUUAUUUUACUGGGUUUAGUGAUGCUACUUGUUACAAGUGAAACCUAUCCAAAUCUUGGAAGAUUUGACAGUGAGAAAGUUUUUACUGAUCCUAAAAAAGAUGGAAAGGAAGAAUUCCCAAGUAUUCAUGAUCCUCCCAGUGUAGAUUUGUCUGUUAUUGUACCUGCCUACAAUGAGCAAGACAGAUUACCCACAAUGAUGGAUGAAGCUUUGGAGUAUUUAGAAAAGAGACAAACAGAGUCACCAUCAUUUACAUAUGAAAUCAUCAUUGUUGAUGAUGGUAGUUCAGAUAAAACUUCAGAAACAGGUUUGACUUAUUCCAAGAAGUGCGGUACAGAUAAAGUUAGAGUUCUAACAUUAGAGAAAAACAGAGGCAAAGGUGGAGCCAUUAGAUUGGGUAUGUUUGUAGCUAGGGGUAAACUAUUAUUAUUUGCUGAUGCUGAUGGAGCCAGUCAGUUCAGUGAUUUUAGAAAGUUAGAAGUAGAAAUGAAGAAAAUAAAUAAAAAACCAGACAAUUUAGCUGUUGUUUGUGGUUCUAGAGCUCAUUUAGAGGAAGAUUCUAUAGCACAGAGAUCCUUUUUCCGUACGAUAUUAAUGAAAGGAUUCCAUUUUGUUGUAUGGUUUCUAUGUGUUCGAGGUAUAAAAGACACACAAUGUGGAUUUAAGUUAUUGACAAGAGAGGCAGCCAUUUUAUUAUUUUCAAAUUUACAUGUAGAGAGAUGGGCAUUUGAUGUAGAUAUGUUAUAUUUAGCACAAUAUUUUAGUAUACCAAUAGCUGAAGUAGCAAUAGUGUGGCAAGAAAUAGAAGGUUCUAAGAUGAUUCCAGUAUGGAGUUGGUUACAGAUGGGUAGAGAUCUCAUAUUAAUAAGACUAAGAUAUUUGAUAGGUGCAUGGAAAAUUAGGUCUGAUGUUAAAUCUUUAUAGAACAUUUUGUUAUUACUUGUUAAAAUGAAUAAAAUGGUUUGAUUUAGUUAAUUUAUAUGAUUUAUAUGAUUUAUAUUUUUGUUAUCUCUUUUUUCAGUGAAAUACAAUCAUGGUUGGUAAAUCUCACCGAAGUUAGUUUCAACCCUUGGAAUCUACACCCCUUUCAAUAUUUAACAUGAAUAUAUCAAAAUCUAUAAACUUUAUAACUUUUUAUAUUUUAUUUGAAAAUCUGUAUUGUAAUUUGCAUUGCAGAUUAAAAUAAGUUCUACAUUUUGUAUAAUAGAAAAAGUUUUCCAUUUUGAUUUUAUAAAUAAACAGCCCCGGUUGACCUGGGGUCAUUUGCAUUUGGGGGAAAACGAGUCAUUGGACAUGGUGACAUGAAGAUUUUUGCUUUGUGACAUCAAAUUUUUCUGGGGAAAGAUCACAUUUUGUUAUGCUUGAGGGACUUUUAUUUUUAGCUCAUGUUUCUUUGAAUGCAAUAGUUAGAUAGGUUAAAUGUUGUGCCUUAAAAAACAGGCGACUUUAUAUUAAUAGGUUAAAUGCAAAUUGUUAUCCCUCUAAGACACAAUUAAAGUUUAUAUUUUAAUAAUUUUCAAUGCAUUUAUCAAUUUAUUGUUUUAUUGAACACUAAGGAAGCAAACUUUUUUUCUGUGUUUCUUGUUUCAACAUUGAUAGGUAAAGAGUGUUUUAAUUAGAACAAACUAAUAUUAACAAAUGGUAUUUGUUGUCUGUUUUAAAUCUUCUUCUGUGUCAGAUUUAUGAUUGAAUACAUAAAUAUGGAACAAGAUUAGAAUUUGAAAUAUUAAAAAGCUUUUAAUAACUUUAUUAAGGCAAUGAUAUUAGAUAUAGUUUAAUUGAUUGGUCAAAUAUUUAUGUGAAGAUACCCUUUACAGAAUCAAAUCCUGUUCAUUAGAAAAAUGACAGUUGUACUUCAUUUGCAUAGUUUUUUCAGAAAAAAAUUCCUAAUUAACAGCUUUUAGUCUAGUCAGAUUUUAAAAUUAUAAACAAAUUAUAUUAUGGUAUUUUGGUGCAUUUAUGUACAGUAAAAUAAUCAUUUUAACAAUUUCUUGCACACAGUUAUAUCAUAACUAUCCACCUUACAGACAGAUCUAUAUAUUACUUGUCUUUGCAACUUUUUUUUUAAUUGCUAAAAUUGAACUAGUUGUUUUUAGAAAUCCAAAAGAAAAGAUAUUGAUUUUAUACAGGCUGUUAAGUUCUAAAAAUAGAAUAUUUAGUUAUGAAUUCUUGUAUAUUUUUAGAUAUGUCAUCUUUGGUUCAAAUAUUAUUGCAAUAGAACAUUUAAUUUGGUUCUUAUAAAACAUAAUUAUAUUUGGGGUAUUAAAGUAUUUAAAGUUCUCUAAUAAGUGGUUAUUCCACUAAUGUGUUUAUUAGUUGUGAGUCAGUUUAAUUAUGAUGAAGUACACACGCAUUGUUAUACUAAAGUUUAUUUUUCUAUUGAUGAUUGCUUCUGUUUGUAUUUGAUGUGAGUGAAUUCUUUGAAAUUUGUGUAUUACUUUUUGUGUUCAUGCACUACACAUUUUAUGCCAUAAGGGUGUGUGAAUUGCAUAUUAUACAUGUAGGUAUACAUGCAUAUCACAUACUUUGUAUUUUUCAAAAAAGGAUGGCCAUGCAAUUUGAAUAUUUCUGAUAAUAUCCUUUGGUGAUUGCCACUGAAUGCACUAAUUUCUUUGACUUGUUAGGUUAAACAUGUUUACUAAAGACAAAUGUUUUGCUGAAAAUAUAUUUGAUUUUUUAUGAUUGAAAAUUAGAUAUUAUGUUAGUGAUAUUAUAAAAUUUGUAAGAUAUUUGAAAGGAAUAUCGAUUACAAAAUACAAGCACUUAUAAAGCAAAAAUCAAAAGAAAUUUGCUCAAUAAAUCCUGUUACUUUUUAAUUUCUUUCUCAUGGUUUUUUAUAUAGUCAUAUUUUAUUUGGAUAAUUUCUUAAUAUUUACAGAAUAUCUGUGAUUUAACUUUUCUUAAUCCAAAAUAAAAUAGUUAUGAAUCUAUAUAUGAGAUGUUGUUAGUACUUGAAGGAGAUAUUUGAGUGAAAAUGAUAUGUACAAUAAAUAAUUACUUUCU